This is a messenger RNA of Anoplopoma fimbria (sablefish), 2076 nucleotides long. It is a transcript of the gene sat2b, whose product is annotated as spermidine/spermine N1-acetyltransferase family member 2b. Lineage: Eukaryota; Metazoa; Chordata; Actinopteri; Perciformes; Anoplopomatidae. Gene Ontology annotation, molecular function: N-acetyltransferase activity. The record is from RefSeq and is a predicted model, not a curated record. The coding region runs from base 89 to 610 and encodes 173 amino acids. The transcript has 6 exons.
CGCGGUUAAGGUUUGCAGUAUUUCACUUCUCUAUGCAGAGGGAGCCGGUAAAUCAGUGUUAAGUGAGGACUGGUAGAAUAAAACAAACAUGCAUUUCAAAGUCCGGGCUUCAACAAAAGAAGACUGCAAAGAAAUAUCGAGAAUGAUAUUGGAGUUGGCAGUUUUUGAGAAAAUGCCCGACCAAGUGAAGCUUACUCAUGAAGAACUGGAGCGGGACGGUUUCUGCCAGAAUCCCUUCUUUGAAUGCCUCGUUGCAGAAGUGCCUGAGGAGCAUAAAUCUAAAGAAGGAUUCACAAUUGUCGGAUACGCCCUUUACUUUUACACUUACAGUACAUGGAAAGGGCGGUCAGUGUAUCUGGAGGACCUGUACGUGAUGCCAGAAUUCAGGGGAAAAGGCAUUGGCAAGGGUUUACUGAGCAAAGUUGCUGAGGUGGGGAAGAAGAUGCAGUGUGUGCGGCUGCAGUUGUCUGUGUUGGACUGGAAUACUCCCUCUCGAGACUUCUACGCUGCUAAAGGAGCUCAGGACCUCACCGUCAGCGAAGGCUGGCACUUUCUACGUUUUGACGGACAAGACCUGGACAAUUUAGCAAAUGAAGCUCCUAAGGAUUAGAAAUUUGCCAUGAAACUGUGUAUCUUGCUGUGAAAAAAUUUGGCUGUUAAACAUUAACCCUGAAGACAGUGCCAGAAAAUGCUAAACUGUACUCAAUUCGUCACUACCUUGUCGUUCUCCUAGUUUAACAAAAUCUUGUUUCAUUCUAUUUGAAAGGACCUAUAUAUACUUUAGAAAUAUGAUUUUAAAUACUCUUUUAUCCAUUAAAGUACAUUUGACCAUCAUUAAUUUCUUCAUCUUUCAGUGCAGCAUGCAAAAACAGUUUGUGGACAUCAUUUCAUCUUGUAUAUCAAUUUUUGUGAAUCUGUAAAGAAAGUUUGCCUUUAUUAGUCCAGCCCUUGAUGAUUUUAAUCUUUGUAGGAUCUGAUGAUGCUUGGUGAAGAUUUUGGCAAAUUUACCAGCAACACAAUUUAAUCCAAUCUCAGAUGUAAUACCAUAUAUUUCCAGUAGGUGGCAAUGCUGAGGCUAAAUGCAUCAUACUUUCAGCCCUAUGUCAAAACCUCUCGUUAACAUUUCAUUGUUUUUUUACAAUCAGUCACUGGAAAUUAUGUUUAUUUUUUGUAUAAAACAUACUGAAAUCCAAAGGAACACAAGUAAAAUCAGCCAAAAGAGAAACUAUGAUAUUACAUUUGAAAUAUACACUUGGAGCUAAACAAGAUUAUAAUGCACAAAACGUACAAAGGCUAUGGUGAUAUGUGUUUUACCUUGUUAGUCAGGUGUUCUGGUUUAAAAGAGUCAAAAUAGAAUCACACUGUGUGAAAGCCUUUGUUGAAAGUUAGAGUAACACAUUUCCUCCGUGACUUUUGAACAGUCAAAUUACAUAAUCAGAUUUACUUUCUAUUACUGAUAUAUUUUGAUAAGACAAUUCUACUAAUAGUUGUAAAACCAGGCAGAUUAUUGAUCAGGUAGGUUUGCAAUAGAAUUUCAGAAUGGGCUCUUGAGCAUUUAACAUUUUUGCAGAGAAAUUAUCCUGAAUUUGUAGCACAGCCACAAGACAUGUUGGGUUUUGUGGAAGGUGUGUGCAUCUCAUAUUUCUUGACCAUUAAAACUUCUAGCAUGUUUGCGGAUACACAGAUAUUACAAAAGAUUACAACACUUUAUAUACUAACACAAACUUCAUAGACUUGAACACAAUUCUAAAAAAGGUUAAGGUGAUCUGAGGAUUAAAUAUAUAUGAUUGUUUUAUUCAUAGUCCUAGUAAGAGUGAUAGGGAAGUUUUUUUUUUAAUAAUCUGAAAACCUUCAAAAUAAUGUCAAAGUAGCACAAUCCUCCAUUGUCAGAGGAUCGGAGUCAUCUUAUAGCAAUCAUUAAAAUAAAAGAAAGGAAAGGUAAUUUGGUUAAAUUCUGUGCUUGUAUAAGGCAGUUUUUAAAAUAUUGGUAUCACCACCACAUUCUGGAGAUGUAGUCAAGCAUAUAAUAUGUUCAUAUUCUGUAGACUAGCAGUGAUCAACACUGUAACAAAUGUU